AUCAUCAAUUUGUUGGCGUGUAGGUGAGAUUUGCUCUUUAAAAUCACAAAUUUCACUAACUCUGAAAUGUCGGAGGCCAAAGAAAAUGUUUCUGAAGCUGUCGGGGGUGACGACAAACCUACAUCUAAAAAAGCCCUGAAAAAGCAACAAAAAGAGGCAGAAAAGGCCUCAAAAAAGCAGCAAAAGCAGGAACUUCUGGAGCAAGAUUUGGCCCAGGCAGCUGAAGCAGAUGACUCAGCCAAACAUCUUUAUGGGAAGUUGCCUUUAAUUCAGUCUAAAGAAAAAAUAGACAGGGUCCUAGUUAACGUCGGUGAAGUUGGACUGGAUAAGAAAGAUCAGACAAUAUGGAUCAGGGGAAGACUGUUCACGAGUAGAAGUUCUGGUCGACAAUGUUUUGCAGUGAUCAGACAACACCACUUCACAAUUCAAGUGCUGGCUGCCUUCAGCACUGGGGGUAUCAGCAAACAGAUGCUCAAAUUCAUUGCUGGAGUGAACAAAGAAUCGAUAGUAGACAUCGAGGGUGUGGUCAGAGCUGUUGAUAAGAAAGUUGAAAGCUGCUCCCAGCAGGAUGUCGAACUUCACGUCAAUCAAUUUUGGGUUGUAAGUGAGGCCGUACCAAGGUUGCCUUUGUUGGUUGAAGAUGCAUCCAGGCCUGAAAGUGAUAAGGAAUUAGGCACAGUCCUUCUUGACACGCGAUUGGACAACAGAGUCAUUGACCUUAGGACACCAGCCAAUCAUGCCAUUUUCAGAAUUGAGGCUGGGGUCUGCCAACUUUUCAGAGAUGCGCUUUCGGCUAAAGGAUUUGUUGAGAUCCACACACCUAAAAUAAUUUCUGCUGCCUCAGAGGGAGGAGCCAAUGUAUUUGAGGUGACCUAUUUCAAGAGGAAGGCCUACCUGGCACAAAGCCCACAGCUGUACAAGCAGAUGGCUGUGUGUGGAGAUUUCGAUAAAGUUUACACCGUUGGUGCAGUAUUCAGAGCAGAGGACAGCAACACCCACCGCCACAUGACUGAGUUUGUGGGUCUUGAUAUUGAGAUGGCCUUCCAGUACCACUACCAUGAAGUUCUUCAGGUCAUUGGAGACUUGUUCGUUCAAAUCUUCAAGGGGCUUGAAACUAAGUACCAAACUGAGAUCAGUACGGUCUUCAAGCAGUACCCUAAUGAACCUUUCAAAUAUCUCGAACCGAGUUUGGUGAUAACGUUUGCAGAGGGCAUACAACUGCUGAGGGACAAUGGUGUUGAUGUUGCCGAUGACGAGGACUUGAGUACGCCACACGAGAAACUGCUUGGUAGAUUGGUUAAAGCUAAGUACGAUACAGAUUUCUAUAUAAUGGACAAAUUCCCAUUGGCUGUCAGGCCAUUCUACACAAUGCCUGAUCCAAAUAAUUUGAUGUAUUCCAAUUCGUACGACAUGUUCAUGAGGGGCGAGGAGAUCCUGUCAGGUGCACAGAGAGUCCACGACGCUGACUUCCUCAUCGAAAGGGCCAAAGAACACAAAAUCGAUCUGGAGAAGAUCGAGGCCUACAUUGAUAGCUUCCGCUACGGGGCCCCUCCGCACGCCGGGGGUGGCAUAGGGCUCGAAAGGGUGACUAUGUUGUACCUGGGUCUCGAAAACAUUAGGAAGGCCUGCAUGUUCCCUAGAGAUCCUAAAAGAUUGACCCCUUAGAUAUGGUCGCCACUGCAUUGGCGAUGUGGAGCUCCUGUGGAUGAAUCGUUGUUUUUCUGGCGUUUGGUACUGAAUAUAAUUAUGAUGAGAUAUUAUAUUAUAUUAUCGCUAAUUUAUUUAAUUGCCUUUAUAAUUUUCUUCAUUAGAUCAGAUUAUUUCAUAAGAUUGAAAUACUGUUAUAUUUUGAUGAAUGGUAGCGAUAUUGAUGUUCAGUUGGUUGGUUGACAGGUUGAUUGGUUGGCUGGAUUGAAAUUAAUUGGAGGGAGAGAGAGAGAAAAAUAUAUCGUUUUAAUUUCAUUAUAACUAUGAAUUGUUAAUUUUUAAUAAUUCGGCUAAUUGUGUUAGUUUCA
Molecule: messenger RNA, 2015 nt
Organism: Helobdella robusta
Lineage: Eukaryota; Metazoa; Annelida; Clitellata; Rhynchobdellida; Glossiphoniidae
Exons: 13
Coding region: 67-1665 (532 amino acids)
Biological process (GO): aspartyl-tRNA aminoacylation
Cellular component (GO): cytoplasm; aminoacyl-tRNA synthetase multienzyme complex; cytosol
Molecular function (GO): RNA binding; aspartate-tRNA ligase activity; ATP binding
Source: RefSeq, a predicted model, not a curated record